Messenger RNA from Ochotona princeps (American pika), 3303 nucleotides. RefSeq names its product retinitis pigmentosa GTPase regulator (gene RPGR). The coding region runs from base 42 to 3284 and encodes 1080 amino acids. Gene Ontology annotation, biological process: protein ubiquitination; ubiquitin-dependent protein catabolic process; visual perception. The transcript is spliced from 18 exons. Lineage: Eukaryota; Metazoa; Chordata; Mammalia; Lagomorpha; Ochotonidae. Gene Ontology annotation, cellular component: photoreceptor outer segment. Gene Ontology annotation, molecular function: ubiquitin protein ligase activity. The record is from RefSeq and is a predicted model, not a curated record.
UAGCGGCUGUUUGUUGACAUCCGGUUGCGCGGUAGUUACCUAUGUCAGAAAACUGGCUAUGGGGGAGUGAGCUUUCCUCACGGCCAGGUCCAGCGAUGAGGCGGAGGGGCUGCCCCAGGCCUCAUCGGGUGGCCCCCAUCGUUUUUGUGGUCGAGGAGAGACCUCAGCGUCCCGCCCUGAGCAUGGAAGAGCGUGAAGGUCUGGUGCCGGAUUCAGGUGCCGUAUUUACAUUUGGAAAAACCAAAUUUGCUGAAAAUAUUCCCAGCAAAUUCUGGUUUAAAAAUGACAUGCCUACACAUCUUUCAUGCGGAGAUGAACAUACUGCCAUCGUUACAGGAAAUAACAAGCUUUACAUGUUUGGCAGCAACAACUGGGGCCAAUUAGGAUUGGGAUCAAAGACAACUGUCAACAAGCCAACUUGUGUCAAAGCUCUAAAACCGGAAAAAGUGAAAUACGUUGCCUGUGGAAGAAACCACACUCUAGUUUCAACAGAAGAAGGAAAUGUGUAUGCAGCUGGAGGAAAUAAUGAUGGACAGUUGGGCCUCGGGGAUACGGAAGAGAGAAAUAUUUUUCAUCUCAUUAGCUAUUUUACAUCCCAGCAUAAGAUUAAGCAGCUUUCUGCUGGAUCAAAUACCUCAGCUGCACUAACUGAGAACGGAGAGCUUUAUAUGUGGGGUGACAAUUCAGAAGGACAAAUUGGUUUAAAAAAUAUAACUAACGUGUGUGUCCCUCAUCAAGUGACUAUUGGAAAGCCUAUUUCCUGGAUCUCUUGUGGAUAUUACCAUUCAGCCUUUGUAACAAUGGAUGGUGAACUGUACACAUUUGGAGAAUGUGAAAAUGGGAAGUUAGGUCUUCCCGAGGAGCUGCUGAUCAAUCACAAAACACCCCAACUGGUGGCUGGAAUUCCCGAGAAGGUGCUGCAGGUGGCUUGCGGUGGAGGACACACUGUAGUUCUCACAGAGACAACUGUGUAUACAUUUGGACAGGGACAGUUUGGUCAGCUGGGUCUUGGCACUUUUACUUUUGAAACUUCAAAGCCCAAAGCUAUUGAUUAUGUUAAGGAUCACAAAAUAAGUUCUGUUUCCUGUGGAGAAAAUCACACAGCUUUGAUAACGGAACUAGGCCGGAUGUAUACUUUUGGAGACGGUCGAUAUGGAAAAUUAGGACUUGGACUAGAGAAUUUUACCAAUCAAUUCAUUCCCACUUUAUGCUGUGAUUUUUUGAGAUUUAUGAUUCAAUUGGUUGCUUGUGGUGGAUGCCACAUGGUAAUUUUUGCCACUCCACGACUUGGUUUGGCAAAAGAAUUUGUGUCAGAUGAAAAAAAGUAUUCUCACUUGCCUUUGUCAUCUUCUCUACCUGUCAAAGAUCUGCUCUCAGGGAGUGAACUCCAUAGCAAUUUAUCAGCACGUGUGCGGCGAAGAGAGCGGGAGAGAUCUCCAGAUUGUAUUAAAAUGAUGCAAACGGUAAAUCCAGGUGAAGAAAUUGAACCCGCAUCUAGAGGUUUGCCCAUCAGUUUAGUUCCUUUCCAUUUGUCUCGGAGUAACUUAUCAGUGCUAAACAGAUCUGGAAUGAAGGAGCCAAAGUUACCAGGUUGUUUUCAAGAUAAAAUGACCACCGAUAGCCUAACAGAAUGUUCAUCUGCAGGAGAUUCAGAAAGCCUUGGAGCAACCAGUGAUAUCCUAAAUAUGACACAUAUGAUGAGCCUGAAUUCUAGUGACAAGCCAUUAAAAUUAUCACCACUUCAAAAGCGAAAGAAACAAGAAGCAUUCGUGAUGCACCCUACAAGUCAUACUGAAAAGGAUGAUACUAAUGAAUAUGAAGAUAUGGCAAAAAUGAAACAAGGGGAAAUGUAUAUGCAGCAUAUGGCAAAAGGAAUAUUCAUGAUGCAAGCUACCGAAAGUAUGGAAGCAUUUUCAGAUGAGGAAGUAGGUAAUGAACCAGGCCAGCUGACACCUCAGGCUGAAGAUAGACACGAAAGUGGAAGUGGUGUUGAUGAGCCUACUGCUGAGGAAAUAGAAAAGGAGAGUGCUGAAGGAUACAGCCAACAGGAUUCAGAAGCAGAAGAAAUAGUCUCUGAGAGUGAAAGUGAGCGGGCAGAUGUAAUAGAAAAUGAAGAGAAUAUAAAGAAUGUUGGUGUAUUCUCUGGUAACUUAUCAGAUCGAGAUAUAAAUAUUGAAAAUGAAGAAAAUAAGCAUUUUGUUAAUAUAAGCAGAUGUGGCAAGCAAGAUAUGACCUUUGAUGGUGAAAAACAAUUUAUAGAAGAGCAAGACAGUUACAUGGAAAGUCAAAGUGAGAGUCAGCAUGGUGUGGUUGAUGGAUUCAUGCAUCCUGAAUCAGUAGAAUCUAGUAAUGGAGAGAAAGAGGAUGAUAAUGUGGAUACUGCUGUACGUCUGUGGUAUAGUAGAAAAUGUAUUGAGCAAGAACAUGAUCAAGGCACUGAACCCAAAUUUUUGAGAUUCCUGAAAAAUUUUGAUUUUAAUUGUGACCGUUUGUCAGAAAUCCCAGAAGAGCAGGAAGGAGCAGAUGAUUCAGAAGAAAGUACACUAGAUGAGGAUGAGCUAGAGACAACUGAGCAAACUGAGGAAAUGCUUGAAGGAGUAAAGGAGGAGAAAGCAGAGAUCCUGUUAGAUGAUGUUUCAGACAAAGCAGAGGGUCAGGAAUUAUCAGAAACUGAAGACAUGGAAACAGAAAUUGAACCAGAAGAAGUAGAACCUGAAGAUGUAGAUGAAGAAAUCAACACUAAUGAUGAUGAGAAUUCUGUGGGACAUAAUGAAUGUCCUCUUGCAGUUGAACAUGGUGAAAUAGCAAAUUCAGAAAAAAGCUGUGAUGAAAUGGCAAAUUCAGAAAAAAGCUGUGAUGAAAUAGCAAAUUCAGAAAAAAGCUGUGAUGAAAUAGCAAAUUCAGAAAAAAGCUGUGAUGACUCAAUUGAAGCUGUUGAAAAGGAUGAAGAAACCAAAACAGUGGAACGAGGCAUUUGUGAAUACAAUGAAAACCCAAAAGGAAGCAUACAUGAUCGUGCACGGAGCAGUUCUCCAAAAGUCGUGGAAGUUAAUGAAUUGACAAGUAAAGACACAAAAAAACUAAAGAAGAUUUUUCUCUUUAAAAGAAUGCCACUGACAGGUCAGAAAAAUAUGCACAGUGGUGGUGAGCCACACCAAGACAUAAAGGCCAUAGGAGAUCAAAUAGCUUAUACAGAGGACAACAAAGACACCAGCCAGAACCAUAUGGAGCCACGCUCUUCAACACCAAACGUACAGAGGUCAAAAUCUUGUACAAUUCUAUGAAUACAUGUUUUGGUGGUCA